CCUUCGAGACGGCCCGGAUUUUCCCGCCCUUCACUGGCCACGGGAGGGGGGUCAGAGUUCACGCCCCUCUCCUGGGAUACCUGCUUGAAGUCGGGAGGUGCGGAGAUUUCAUAGGUGGCGGACGUAUUUCCGGUACCGAAUCUUAAAGGGGCAAAGAACAUGCUCGAACUGUAAACGCUGCCAAGGACCAGAAGGCGGGAAAAGGUGGUGUGGGCGGGGUCAGGGGUGAAAGGUCAGAGGGCUGCUAAGGGGCGGAGCGAGCCGGAGGCGGAUGGCGGCUGCGGCGCCUCAUCAUCUUUGGCGGCAGAGUCGCUGAGCGGGGACUGUAGGCGGACGCGUCCGGCGGUCGGGAGAGAGCGGCGGCCGCUCCCAACAUGCACAGUCUGGCAACGGCUGCGCCUGUGCCUACCGCACUGGCUCAAGUGGAUAGAGAAAAGAUCUAUCAGUGGAUCAAUGAGCUGUCUAGUCCUGAGACGAGGGAGAAUGCUUUGCUGGAACUAAGUAAGAAGCGAGAAUCUGUUCCUGACCUUGCACCCAUGCUAUGGCAUUCAUUUGGUACUAUUGCAGCACUUUUACAGGAAAUUGUAAAUAUUUAUCCAUCUAUCAACCCGCCCACCUUGACAGCACACCAGUCUAACAGAGUUUGCAAUGCUCUAGCAUUACUGCAGUGUGUGGCAUCACACCCAGAAACCAGGUCAGCAUUUCUUGCAGCACACAUCCCACUUUUUUUGUACCCCUUUUUGCACACUGUCAGCAAAACACGUCCCUUUGAGUAUCUUCGGCUAACCAGUCUUGGAGUUAUUGGGGCCCUUGUGAAAACAGAUGAGCAAGAAGUAAUCAACUUUUUAUUGACAACAGAAAUUAUUCCUUUGUGUUUGCGCAUAAUGGAAUCUGGAAGUGAACUUUCUAAAACUGUUGCUACAUUCAUCCUCCAGAAGAUACUCCUAGAUGACACUGGUUUGGCUUACAUAUGUCAAACAUACGAGCGAUUCUCCCAUGUUGCCAUGAUCUUGGGUAAGAUGGUCCUGCAGCUAUCCAAAGAGCCUUCUGCCCGUCUGCUGAAGCAUGUAGUGAGAUGUUACCUCCGACUCUCAGAUAAUCCCAGGGCACGUGAAGCGCUCAGACAGUGCCUCCCUGACCAGCUGAAAGACACAACCUUCGCCCAGGUGCUAAAAGAUGACACCACCACAAAACGCUGGCUUGCACAACUGGUGAAGAACCUGCAAGAGGGCCAGGUCACCGAUCCCCGGGGUAUCCCUCUGCCCCCUCAGUGAUGAUCUCCUGGCCCCUCCCAGUGCUCCCCCCAAGUUGGGGGAGGGAGGAGGAACCUGCAAGGAAAACAGCUCAGGUUUUAUCGCCGACCAGGAAUAGACAACCUCAAUGCAGAACUGCACUGGAGAAAAGGGGCAGUGUACCCCGCUGAGGUGUGUGAGCUGCAUCUCAGGCUGCCUUGUGGACCUGGGCUCCCUCUGCUACCCCAGGAAUUGGGCUCCUGACACAGCAGUCUGCCACCUCAGCCCCAGGAGGGUGUCAACACCAGCAAAUGCUGUACUUGCAGCAAGCCCAAGCUUCCCCACCUCUCUCUCGCCACUGGCAGGGAGGGGAGACAGUGGUGACAGCAGCUGCACACUAGGCAUGGUAAACGCCUGGGACCAAGCCAUGUGGCGUGCGUUUGUUUGUUUUUGCCUUCCUGGAAGAUUAAGAUUUGUCUCUUCAUUCUCUCAGUAUUUGUUUACUUUGGUGUUUUGUUUAUUUUUAAUCUCAGAGAGGUGUGUUUUGUGGACACAAGCUGUAACAUUCAGCAAAAUGUCAGUUGGCGCUGUUUACAAGUUUGUUAGCUGCAUAAGCUCAAUAAAAAGUUGGUCUGGGCAUUACAUCCCCUCUAGCAGCUACAUCCCCUCAUGAGCUGUUGGGAGGAUGGGGAGGCAGGGGAAAGAUACAGAAGCCAAAGGACAGCAGGAAACACCCACCACAUAUUUCCCUUCCUUUCUCCAGUCUUCUACCCCCAGUUCUGAAUGCCGCAAGGACCUUAACUUUGUUUCUGGCUUUAGCUGCUAGCUUUUCCAAAUCUCAGUGCUUUUCCCCUUUUCACUUUCCUCUAUUUAAACAAAUGUCUUAAUUCAUCAGGUGGUCCUGGAAAAGAUAUUAUAUUGGGGGAGGAGGAGGCACAGGGGACCUCACCAUCAAAUCCUUAAGGGUAUUUUCUGAAUGACUUAAUAGGGGAGUGCCUGAGGUUAAGAUGAUAGGCUACUUGAUGCCACUCUUUGUUCUGGUGUGCGUUUCUGCAGCUCCAUCUGUCUUCAUGACUGUACUUGCAGUAUUGCCCAAGUGAGUUAAUUUUUCAGAUUUGAGAUGGGGGCUGGACUCUGCUUACUCAGCCCUUUAUUUUUAUUUUUUUGACACAUUCCCUUUUGGUCUAUGGAAAUUAAAGGGUUGCCACAAUAAUAUUUUCCACUUCUUCAUAUUUUGUCAGAGAAUCCCCCUUUCUUCUUUGAAGGUUUAGAUUACUUACUUGUAAUCCAGAGGCUUGAAUCUACCACCCACUAUAAACUGUCUUGCUUCCCCCCUGCCUCCCACUGCCAACAACUGUUCUCUCACCCCAUCUCCAGUCAAAACUGGGAUGUUAAUCCGACUCUAGAGAAGGACCAAGUAUUUUCUGUGCACAUCUCCCUGGAUUAAAGGACUCUGAAUGAGUUUGGGGAAGACCUAUCAAGGGCAGGCUCAGAAAAACCUUUGCAGAGGCAGUUUUGCCAACCCAAGGGCUCUUUCAAGCCGACUUUCACAAAGGGAGCCGGCCUUGUUAGUUGGCUUCUGUCUCUUUAGAGCCAAGAAUCAUAAUUCAGUGACCUGUGUGUGGAAGGGUAGACUAAGCCCUGCCUUCCAAAACGAAGAGGAGUGCCAAGCCAGCUCUCCAUAGUCUCAAGUCUGAAGAAAAGAGGUCUUGGAGAAAGCAGCGAACAGCAUGGACUGAAUAGACAGUUUGACUCCCUUCAGACUGUGGUUUGUUCUGGAGAACCCAGCUACGGUAACCCUGAUUUUUGCCAACCGCCUUCCUGCUGAGCCAAAGUUUUUUCAUACCCCCUUCACUGGGGAAGCAGCUGAGGCCCAGGGCCUUGCUCCCUGGGGAAUUCUCUCCAUCUCGGUGCAUUGGCCUGUUACCGUGCCAAUAAUGUCUUAAUUCUUGUUCCAUCUAUUCUCAGCUGGCCUUGAACCCCAUGUAGGUAUUUGAGGGAGGGGUAUAAAUGGGUAUUAUUACUUGCAGUUGAUCCUGAUGAUGUGUGUAUGAAGAGCUCCCUCCCCUUAUUUUGUGUUUUCCAUUCCUCUCACUCCCUCAUCAGGAUUGAAAUAAAGCGUGCUUUUGUUUUU
Molecule: messenger RNA, 3366 nt
Organism: Condylura cristata (star-nosed mole)
Lineage: Eukaryota; Metazoa; Chordata; Mammalia; Eulipotyphla; Talpidae
Gene: CNOT9
Product: RCD1 required for cell differentiation1 homolog (S. pombe)
Exons: 8
Coding region: 375-1274 (299 amino acids)
Biological process (GO): mRNA catabolic process; negative regulation of translation
Cellular component (GO): CCR4-NOT core complex; P-body; CCR4-NOT complex
Source: RefSeq, a predicted model, not a curated record